AUGGGUUCUCAAUCAACCGAUGGUGGCCUUGGACAGGAAUUCACUAGCCAUGUUAUCCAAGCCAUGGGUCCAAAUACCACUCCCAGGAUGCGGACUGUCUUAUCCGCUCUUAUACAGCAUGUUCAUGACUUUGCUCGCGAAGUCAAUCUGACGACGGAGGAAUGGUUGGCGGGUGUGGAAAUGAUUAACUGGGCAGGCCGGAUGAGUAACGACAAGCGCAACGAGGGACAGUUGGUGUGCGAUGUCAUUGGGUUGGAAUCACUUGUGGAUGAUAUCACAUAUAGAGAAGCCAGCAAAACAGACAAGCCCCCCACAUCGUCUGCCAUUCUGGGGCCAUUUUGGCGUGCUGAUGCGCCAAUUCGAGAGAACGGCACAACUAUCACAUUCAACACCCCCAAGGAUGGCGUGGUAGCCUACAUGCAUGGCCAAGUGACGGACGCUGAGACAGGCAAACCACUCCCAAAUACCUCAGUGGACGUUUGGCAGGCUUCAACAAAUGGCCUGUAUGAGCAGCAGGAUGAUGAUCAGAUUGAUUGCAACCUGCGCGGCAAAUUCAUCACCGAUGCGGAGGGUCGGUAUUCGUUUUACUGCCUGCGCCCGACGCCAUAUCCUAUCCCUUUCGAUGGUCCUGCAGGAAAGUUGCUAAAGCUCAUGGAUCGCCACGAGUUCCGACCGGCACACAUCCAUCUCAUUGUUCAAUCAGAGGGAUACAGCUCAUUGACCACUCAAAUUUUUGACAAAGAUUCCAAAUAUCUUGAAGACGACAGCGUGUUCGCCGUAAAGGAUGGAUUGACUGUCGAGUUCAAGCCUCGUAAGGGAGACUCACAGGCGGAAUGGGACCUAGAGUAUGAUGUGAAACUGGCGAAGAAGAAUUAA
Molecule: messenger RNA, 876 nt
Organism: Trichoderma virens Gv29-8
Lineage: Eukaryota; Fungi; Ascomycota; Sordariomycetes; Hypocreales; Hypocreaceae
Exons: 5
Coding region: 1-876 (291 amino acids)
Biological process (GO): catechol-containing compound metabolic process
Molecular function (GO): catechol 1,2-dioxygenase activity; ferric iron binding
Source: RefSeq, a predicted model, not a curated record